Molecule: messenger RNA, 1695 nt
Organism: Carassius gibelio (silver crucian carp)
Lineage: Eukaryota; Metazoa; Chordata; Actinopteri; Cypriniformes; Cyprinidae
Exons: 7
Coding region: 925-1680 (251 amino acids)
Source: RefSeq, a predicted model, not a curated record
AAGGGGGCAAUGCCCAUUCAGAUCUGACUUGUGCCCCCUCUAUUUCAUUUUUGUAUUCAUGGUUAAAAAUAAAAUGUUCAACCUUUUGAGCUAAAUAAUAAUUUAACAUUAUGCCCAUGGGAUUUAGAAUGUUCAGUGUUGUAACCACUGAUCUAUAAUAUAGAAUAUAUAUAUAUAUAUAUAUAGAUCAGUGGUUGUAACUCGUGACAUUACUGCCAGAUUCAAACGUCUUUCGCGUUGGUUGGCGCUGAGCCAGAUACGGAAGAGCUCAACGCUGUCAUAUAUCACAACUAAGCAGGGUUUUUAACAUCAUAAUGUUUAUUUUAGAUUUCAUACAUUUAAAUAGGCUACACAUAAGCACUGGUAAAACAAUAGCCUACAUUUGGAGUCUGUGAAAGCAGCAAAAACAAUCUAUUCCAAUAUAAUUUGCCAACGUGUUUUUCAUAUCAGAUAAACACAGUGGAAGUAACGUUAAGCUAACUAUAAAGUUUACUCUAUUGUUAUAAAGAUUUUUAAACGACCAAACACACUCACUUACACAUAUUUGAGAAUCGAAAUAUUGGAUAGUUGAUGACAUGGUAAGUACGUUUGUGAAUAUUUCAAAUAAAAAAGGAAAAAUGAAAUAAAGGAUAGCUUACAUCUGUUAUACAGUGUUAUUAUUGUUGCUGUGCGGUGUUUCACGUGACAAAUAUGACGCGUUGCCAUGGAAACAUUAAGGGGGGACGUUCUAAUGGGGAAGUCGUGGCCUAAUGGUUAGAGGGUUGGACUCCCAAUUGAAGGGUUGUGAGUUCUAGUCUCGGGCCGGACGGAAUUGUGGGUGGGGGUAGUGCAUGAACAGCUCUCUCUCCACCUUCAAUACCAUGACUUAGGUGCCCUUGAGCAAGGCAUCGAACCCCCAACUGCUCCCCGGGCGCCGCAGCAUAAAUGGGUGCCCACUGCUCCAGGUGUAAUCCUUCUGGAGCCACAAGAACUUUAAGCCAAGUCAAAAUGAAACACAAAAACAUUCUGCAAAAAGCUAACAGAAAGAAGACUGAAGCCCGUCUAACUGGCGGGGGGCCACCACCACCUCCCCUCACCCCAUCUGAGGAGCUGGCUCUGUCCCUUAAUAAAGGGCGACCAGUGGUUGCUGGCAUUCCAGGGGGCAGUUCAUCACACAUACUAUGCACCACACGUGAUGGUGAAAAAAGGGUGACAUAUACUGAUGGACGGAUUGUAUUAUUGGACUCUCCAGAAAGAACACAGUCUGUCACAGUUGAUGAAGAUGAUGAUGACGAUGAAGAGACCACAUCUGCUGUGACAGAAGUGGACAAUGCUGGUAGAUCCACUGAGUACAUACCUAGGGAUUUGCCCACAGAUGAGGGUCCUUCAGCCUCAGCACACAAUCUAAGCAGGUUGCCAGCAAAGGGGCUGUAUAAGGUCCAUCUUCAAAAACGAAUAAGAAAAAGUGACAUGGAGAUGGACCUUAUACAGCUUCAAAUGGAAGAGAAAAGGCUCCUCAUUAAAAAAGCAGCACUUGAAAUAGAAUUACUUGAGAAUUGCCUUAAGGUGAGAACUUGUCUGAAUAUUAAUCUGUUGCAUGUUAAAAGUGGUCUGUCUGUCUGUCUGUGUCUGUCUCUAUCUAUCAAUCUAUCUGUAUGUAUGUAUGUAUGUAUGUAUGUAUGUAUGUGUAAAGCAAUAUAAAAAAAAACAUUUUAA